AUGCCCCCCAAAGGGAAAAGCUGCUCCGGUAAAGCGGGGAAAGUGGGGGGAGCUUCUGGGAGUGACAGUGCUGACAAGAAGGCUCAGUGUCCCAAAGGUGGUGGCAAUGCAGUAAAGGUCAGGCACAUUCUGUGCGAAAAACAUGGAAGAAUCAUGGAAGCCAUGGAAAAGUUAAAGUCUGGAAUGCGAUUCAAUGAAGUGGCCACACAGUAUAGUGAAGAUAAAGCCGGGCAAGGGGGUGACUUGGGUUGGAUGACCAGAGGCUCUAUGAUAGGACCAUUUCAAGAAGCAGCAUUUGCCUUGCCUGUGAGUGGUCUAGAUAAACCUGUCUUUACAGACCCUUCAGUUAAGACUAAAUUUGGUUAUCAUAUUAUUAUGGUAGAAGGGAGAAAAUAA
Molecule: messenger RNA, 396 nt
Organism: Suncus etruscus (white-toothed pygmy shrew)
Lineage: Eukaryota; Metazoa; Chordata; Mammalia; Eulipotyphla; Soricidae
Product: peptidyl-prolyl cis-trans isomerase NIMA-interacting 4-like
Exons: 1
Coding region: 1-396 (131 amino acids)
Biological process (GO): rRNA processing
Molecular function (GO): DNA binding; peptidyl-prolyl cis-trans isomerase activity
Source: RefSeq, a predicted model, not a curated record